GGCCAUCGAAACUGUGUUUCCCGGCAAACGGAGUUUCCUCCUCUCGAGGUCGACGUAUGUGGGAUCGGGGAAGUACUCGGGGCAUUGGCUGGGGGACAACACGGCAUCAUGGGAUCAGCUCAAGUGGUCAAUCCCCGGAAUUCUGGAAUUCGGGCUCUUUGGGAUCCCCUACGUCGGUGCCGACAUCUGUGGGUUCUUUGAGGACACGACGGAGGAGCUGUGCCGGCGCUGGAUGCAGGUGGGCGCGUUCUACCCCUUCUCCCGGAACCACAACACCGAACUCUGCGCC
Messenger RNA from Numida meleagris (helmeted guineafowl), 289 nucleotides. RefSeq names its product alpha-glucosidase-like. Gene Ontology annotation, biological process: carbohydrate metabolic process. Lineage: Eukaryota; Metazoa; Chordata; Aves; Galliformes; Numididae. The record is from RefSeq and is a predicted model, not a curated record. The annotation marks the transcript as partial. The transcript is spliced from 2 exons. Gene Ontology annotation, molecular function: alpha-1,4-glucosidase activity.